UUUGGCUUAUUGUCUAUUCUUUUGAACCUGACUGUGAUUUUACAAUUGAGUGUAGAGGCUAACUGCAUGACUGAAAUUAGUAAUCUGCGAGUAUCCUUGAUUGGGUUGUGCCGCAUGAUUUUCUAUUGCAUGUGCUAACUCAAGAUGAAUUUCCAAUUCCAAUUCCGCUUAGGAGGUGUAAAACUGCUGUUGGUGAUCUUAAGUCUUCUCGYCUGCUUAUCACAGCUGCUUAUUUUGUGGUCGCUGAGUUCGAAAAAAAACGACUAUUUACAAAGAUUUGAAGAAGAAAAAGAAACUAAAGAAACCCAGAAUCGCCAAAACUUCUCUGAAAAUCGGAAAAUUAAUACUAUUUUGRGAAUUCAAAGGGUUUUAUCUACUCAAUCUCGAUUUGAAAGCUUCCCAAACAAGAAAAACACCAUCAUAAACGAAACACAAAAAACCCCGCAACUCCAAUUUACAAGGUCUGUUAACUCUUCCAAAGCAAUGCCUACAGCCCAGUUAACAACGACUGAGAAACUUGUGGACAUGGAGAAUGAUUAUUAUCCUUUUGUCGACUUUUUUUUCGUAUGGCCAGAAACGAUGCCAGAUUUGAAAGGAGAAAGAGAUUUUUUCCUAGUUGUUGUCGUUAAUUCGGCCGCCCGAGGAGAAAAAUACAGACUGCGUCGCGAAGCCGUCAGAAAAACUUGGGCAAAACAUAUGACAAAAUGUGAACUACUACAAAGUGCGAAGCUCAGAAAUCAUAAAUGGAUCUUAGUGUUUUCGUUAGGAAAAGCAGGAGAAUAUGCUGAUGAUAAAGCAAAUGCWGAAGAAGCCAAAAUGCACAAUGAUGUUUUGAUAGGUGACUUUSAAGACAUUUAUAUCAACAAUGUUAUUAAGAUGUUUAUGGGGAAACUGUGGGUAUCAUCAAUGAAUGUACGCUAUAUUCUGAAGACAGACGACGAUGUUUAUGUUCAAAUACCUUCACUUAUCGACUUCUUUAUGACACAAGGYUAUCCUAAACCAUUCUAUGGAGGUGCGCCUUACUUCAACUUCCAAGUGGAUAGAGACCCCAAGGGAAAAUGGGCCAUUAGCAAGAAAUAUUWCAGUGAAGAKWWUUUCCCYACKUUYUGUGCUGGAGCUUUCUACGUACUUUCCACAGAUAUUUUGAACAAAUUGUUUAAUUAUGUUCGUCGAAGGCGACCAUUUCACACAGACGAUGCCUAUCUUGGGAUUGCAGCUAGAGAUAUGAACAUUACGGUCCAAAGAAUCCCCGGCCUCUUGUUGGAACCCUCUAUGUCCGAUAUUUUGARAGGCUUUGAUGACUGUAAACUGAUACAAGCGAGGGGAUAUGGACACGACGUAGAUCCGCCGACAAYGAACAUAGUUUUCAAUCGAUUAGAGGAUCUUUGUGGGAUGAAUAACAUUACGUGCCCUAAAAUAGAAGAAAAAACAUGACAAUCACGUUUGCAUCACGCUCUAU
Molecule: messenger RNA, 1459 nt
Organism: Actinia tenebrosa (Australian red waratah sea anemone)
Lineage: Eukaryota; Metazoa; Cnidaria; Anthozoa; Actiniaria; Actiniidae
Product: beta-1,3-galactosyltransferase 5-like
Biological process (GO): protein O-linked glycosylation
Cellular component (GO): Golgi membrane
Molecular function (GO): hexosyltransferase activity
Source: RefSeq, a predicted model, not a curated record